Doryrhamphus excisus (bluestripe pipefish) is the source of this 3234-nucleotide messenger RNA. The record is from RefSeq and is a predicted model, not a curated record. Lineage: Eukaryota; Metazoa; Chordata; Actinopteri; Syngnathiformes; Syngnathidae.
UUAUUCGCUGGAAAGGGGCCGUCGUUAUAGCUCUGAGGGCCGCCUCACAGCAUCUUCCGCGGGGUACAGGAGUGUGCUGUUAGCAGUUUGCUAGCUGGCUAACUUGAAGCUUGGAAGAUUCAUGUUAUGUUAAAAAAGCUAAACUCCUAGCGAUGACCAAGUGAAUCUUCAUUAAAACGGUCAAAUCAAAUAUGGCUGAAAAUAUGACAUGACAAUUAAUUUUUAUAUUAUGAUAAUGUAAAAAAACCAUUAUUUGAGUCACAAAAUGCAUGCUAGAGACGCCUGUUGUGUUCUGUGACGCCACACAGAAGUUUGUUUAUAUCAAAGUUGCUGUGUUAAAUAUUGCAUGCAGCUGCUAGAUGUUUGUGUAGCAGAGUUCAAGGAAAGUGCUUUGAAUUUCGUUCUUUUAUUGAACAGGAAUAAUUUGUCGGGGUCUAUAGAUUUAAUGUCACUGUGGGAUGGGGGGUGGAAUUACCUGUUCCAAUUGCUUUUAUUAUUGAUGCCAUCUACAGUACAUUGACGGAUGUAGGACCUUGACAUGUCCUAUUGUAGUGUACCUUCAGCUGCACGACAAUAACACCUUAUGGGAUGUGUUUGGAGGACCCUGGGAGUAUAUUGGGAAGCAAGCGAGUUUAUUGAGUUAGCAAGGUGUGUUGAGUCUAAAGCUGGGCUUGCCUGUACAACGAAGGUAGCCCUCUUUAAAAGUGCCAGCAUCACCAUUCUAACUUAGGCUAAAGUCAUAAGUGCUAUAUUUGCUCACUUUUUGAGCUGAGUAUCUGGAAUAAUAUGCAACAUCAAAUGAUAAUAUUGUUGCUUUUGGCAGUGAUAAGUAUUUUGGGAACUCCUCAUAAUGCAACAUAAUAAUUACGUGGCUCAUUUUUUGUAAACUACACCAGUUGGGAUGGUUACAUUUUUAAGUUGAAGUAGAAUAAUAUGACAUCCAACACACCCCCUCUUAUAUGAAGCCCAAAGCCAAAAACCAGACUUAACAAGGUUCUCUUUGAGCACGAAGGGGUUUUCAUCCAUCCAAGCGGUGAUGAAAUCGGCGUGGAGCAUGAUGUUCUCGUUUGUGGCUCACUUCAACUUGUCGAAAAGGAUGGGGAUGUCAUGAUGGAGUUCACACCUCUGGAAGAUUCGGUGGACCCCUCACAUAUGUUGUGUGCUGCUAAGGACUCCAGUUCAGUCAUGGAAUGGGUUCAGUGUGGCGGCCAGCAUCAAGGAGAGCGAGGACAGCAGCUGUUGGAGAGUCAGCUGAGCUAUGAGACCGAUUGGGACUUGGUCAACUCUGCGUCCUUCAAGAAGAAGUCCUGCACCAAUGGCUCUGUGAUGGGCGGAAAUGAGCGGAGCAGGUGGUUCUUCUCAGUCAGCCUGAGUCAGUUGGGUACCGUCACGAUCCAGGAGGAUCACGCCGGUCCUGCUCUGAUCUUCACACGAAAGGAGUCUUCCUCGCUGCCGCCUUUGCACUUCCAUCAGGGCGGAAGUAGAGAGCUUCUGGACAGCCUGAGGAGAAUCGCCACCCUCAGCGAGUCUCCAGAGGAUGAGUCGCGUCUGCUCAUCAGCACUCCAAACAAGAUUCUGUCGCAGUCCUUCGAAAACCUCCUGGAUGACAACAACUAUGGCCUGGUCCAUAAGUUCCGCAAGGACCCGUAUGUGACCACGCUGGACCGCUUCUCCAAGGUCACCAACUACAUUUUUGAUGCCUUCCGAGGGACAGAGGAGCAGCAUCAGCGGCCCCCAGAGGAAGUGGCCCACCUCCUGGGAGAAGUCAUCCCGGGACUGGAGAUCAACCAGCAGGAGGAGCCAGGUUUCGAGGUCAUCACCAGGGUGGACUUGGGGACGAGGCCACAGGUAACAAGGAGUGAUCCGCUAUCGCCAGACUCUUGGAGUCAACAUCAGGACCAGGAGGGUCGCAUGAUCCACAUCAGCAGGCUGAAAGAGUCCAUCUUCAGGGGGGGACUGUGUCAUGCCACCAGGAAAGAAGCCUGGAAGUUUCUCUUGGGAUACUUUCCCUGGAACAGCACAUUGGAGCAAAGGAAAAGUCUGCAGAGAAGCAAAACGGAUGAAUAUUUCCGUAUGAAGCUGCAGUGGAAGUCCGUCAGCGAGGAACAAGAAAAGAGGAAUUCACGACUUCGAGACUACAAGAGUCUGAUCGAGAAAGACGUCAACCGAACCGACCGAACCAAUCGAUUCUUCGAGGGUAUGGAUACCCCUGGCUUGGUUCUCUUGCACGACAUCCUGAUGACGUACUGCAUGUAUGACUUCGACUUGGGUUAUGUGCAGGGCAUGAGCGAUCUGCUGUCGCCAAUCGUUUUUGUCAUGGAGAACGAGGUGGAUGCCUUCUGGUGUUUUGUCUCUUUCAUGGACCAAAUGCACCAGAACUUUGAGGAGCAGAUGCAGGGAAUGAAGACUCAGCUGAUCCAGCUCAGUACUCUACUCAGACUGCUGGACCCAUCCUUCUGGAGCUACCUUGAGUCUCAGGAUUCUGGUUAUCUUUACUUCUGCUUCCGCUGGCUGUUGAUCCGCUUCAAGAGAGAGUUCAGCUUCCAGGAUAUUCUCCGACUGUGGGAGGUGAUGUGGACUGGAUUGCCUUGUCAGAACUUCCACCUUCUGCUCUGCUGUGCCAUCUUGGACUCGGAGAAGGCGAAAAUAAUGGAAGAGAACUACGGCUUCAAUGAGAUCCUCAAACACAUCAACGAACUCUCUAUGAAGCUGGAUGUAGAAGAAAUCCUCCAGAAGGCAGAAAGCAUCUGUCUGCAGAUCAACAAGUGUCAGGGCCUUCCUCAAUCUGUGGUCACCAUUUUGUCAUUGGACACGGAAACCCGCGGCAUCUCUGAUUCAAAUGACUUUGAGUCGGCGGCGGCAGCCAUCGUCAGAACACCGCAUCGAGACGACCACACCUGCGCCACCAACGGACAUUUGAGAUCGAUGGACUCUCAGCAUCGCAAAGUUGCCUUCAUGUCGUAGCGAGCGUAUCCUUGAAAAUUAUUUUUCUACCACGUAAACUUUUAUCCUCUGCGUGCCGCCGGAUGGGAAGAAGUAGGCGGGGCUAGGAAGUAGGCGGACUGCAGCACCACCAAUACCAUACACACUCACACACACACGUGUUGACAUCAUGGAUACGUUGGUUGUGACAUCAGAAGAGGAACUUUUUUUGUAAGCACGCCGGUCGUCAUGGCUAAAACGUAUCAGAUGUAAACAUCUAUCUUCAACAGCAUUAAAGCAUUUUGCUCUACA